Molecule: messenger RNA, 1950 nt
Organism: Cicer arietinum (chickpea)
Lineage: Eukaryota; Viridiplantae; Streptophyta; Magnoliopsida; Fabales; Fabaceae
Product: xyloglucan O-acetyltransferase 1
Cellular component (GO): Golgi apparatus
Molecular function (GO): O-acetyltransferase activity
Source: RefSeq, a predicted model, not a curated record
AAAAAAUUUAAAGAGAGUCUAAAGAGUGUUUUUACAACCGACUUGAGUUGAAGAAGCCAAUUAAGUAGUAAUCAGCUUCUUUCUCUACGCUCCCAACUUUCCCCUCACAAUUGCACUUCAAAUCCAUUUUCUUCAUUCUUUAUACAUCUCAUCUCUAAACACCAUAAAGAACUCAAAACUGAACCAUAAUCAAGAAAAUAAGGCUUUCAAAAUGGGAAUUUCAAAUCCAAAUAGAGACCAAUCACUUACCAAGAAACUUUUUUCUUUGUUUCUCUAUGCUCUUCUUCCUAUUUCUCUUCUUAGCUUAUACUUCUACCCUAUUCCCUUUCUUCCAUCUACACAAACUGAACUUCCUCAUUCCACCAUCAUCUCUCACUCUUCUGCUUCUUCAACACCCCCUUCUUUUACUUCUACACCUCCUUCUUCAGAAAAGGUAGAAACUUUGGACACCCCAUGUGACUAUUUCAAUGGAAAAUGGAUCCGUGACAGAAGAGGACCUUUAUACAAUGGAACAACAUGUGGAACAAUCAAAGAAGGUCAAAAUUGCAUCAAACAUGGAAGACCUGAUUCUGAUUACCUUAACUGGAGAUGGAAACCAAAUCAAUGCAAUCUUCCAAGGUUUGAACCAAACACUUUUCUUCAAAUCAUUACCAACAAGCACAUAGCUUUUGUUGGUGAUUCUAUGGCUAGGAACCAAUUAGAGUCACUUCUUUGUAUGUUAUCAACUGUUUCAACUCCUAAUCUUGUUUACACAAGUGGCGUUGACAACAAAUUUAGAAAGUGGAACUUUGUUUCUCACAAUGCAAGUGUGUCAGUGUAUUGGUCCCCUUUUCUUGUUCAAGGUGUUGAGAAAUCAAAUGAAGGGCCAAAUCAUAAUAAGUUGUAUUUGGAUCUUGUUGAUGAGAAAUGGGGAAAAGAGAUGGAAUUUAUGGAUUUUAUUGUGAUUUCAGUUGGUCAUUGGUUUUUGCAUCCUGCAGUUUACUAUGAGAAUGAUUCAGUUUUAGGGUGUCAUUACUGUCCUGGUUUUAAUCACACUGAAAUUGGGUUUUAUGAUGUUUUAAGGAAGGCUUUAAGAACUACCCUUAAUAGCAUAAUUGAUAGGAAAGGAAAUAGUAUUAAGGGUAGUAAUGGAGUUGAUGUAAUUGUGACAACAUUUUCACCUGCUCAUUUUGAAGGUGAAUGGGAUAAAGCUGGUGCUUGUCCUAAGACUAAGCCUUAUAGAAAUAGAGAAAAGGAACUUGAAGGAAUGGAUGAUGAGAUAAGAAAGAUUGAGAUUGAAGAAGUGGAAAGUGCUAAGGUGAAAAGUAGUGAAUUUGAGGGGAUUAUUAGGUUGGAGGCACUAGACAUAACUAAAUUAGCACUAUUGAGGCCAGAUGGUCAUCCAGGUCCUUAUAUGAAUCCUUUUCCUUUUGCUAAUGGGGUUCAAGAGCAUGUUCAGAAUGACUGUGUUCAUUGGUGUUUGCCCGGGCCUAUUGAUACUUGGAAUGAGAUUUUUUUAGAGAUUAUGAAGAAAUGGAAGGAGAAUCCAAGAAUUGAAGAGUGAGGUAUUUAGUAUUUAUCAUAUCUUGUCUGUUAAUUUGUUAUACCUUCAUAUUAUGGAUAUUGUAUUGAAAAAUAUCAGAUUUUGUUUUUGGUAGAAAGGAGAAGCAAUUUCAAUUGAGGAAUGAUUAGUUUUCUUUUUGGUAACUGAUUAGUUAUUGUGAAUUCAAUUUCUCUAACAGAAAAGGAAUUAUUGAUGAGGAAAUAUUGAGAGUGAGUUGUGACAAAUGUUGAGUACUUCCUUUGUUGGACUAAAAUACAUGUACUUUUUUUUUUCUUUUUUCUUUCUUAUAUUUAAGAGCAGUAAGGAGUACAAGUUAAAGACAAUAUUGUUUAUGGAAUGUGUGUAAAUUAAUGACAUUAGAUAUGUUGGAUGGUGAAUUUGAACAUGAAAUACCUUUUUUCUCCUUA